GACUAGCGAACACUUCAACCCAAACUUCGGUCGUGUUAAGACCUCUUAGGCAGCACGCAGAGCAAUGAUACGUAGCUGAGUCGGAGGUACAAAAAAGGCUGUCAAGAUGGGCAGCAAUGCUCAGCAGUUUUGUUUAAAAUGGAACAAUCACCAAGCGAAUAUGCUCGCCGUAUUCGAGCGGUUACUCGGCAACAAGAGCUUAGUCGAUGUAACGCUCGGGUGCGAGGGCCGACAGAUGAAGGCCCACAAGGUGGUGCUCUCCGCGUGCAGUCCCUUCUUUGAAGGACUGUUCACCGAGAAUCCCUGCAAGCACCCCAUUGUGAUACUGAAAGACAUCCGAUACGCAGAUCUCAAAGCCUUGGUAGAGUUCAUGUACAAAGGCGAGGUGAACGUAGUUCAAGAACAGCUGCCUACAUUACUGAAGACAGCCGAGGCUCUUAAGAUCAAGGGUCUCGCCGAGGUAACUGGCGAAAGCAAGGAUGACAGCGGUGGCGGAAGUAGUAACAGCCAACAGCAACAGGCAAGAUCAGCCGCGAACGCCACACCCCGACCCGAGUCGCCUAAUUCUGGACGGCGGAAAAGACAGCGGGCGCGUCGAAGGAGCACGGACUCUGCUGGCGCCGGUGAUGGGCUAUCAGACUCCGAGGAGUCGGUGCCGAAAACCAGUCGCACAGACCUCCAAGAUGAGUCCUCGAUGGACGGUGCAUCAUCGCACGAUGACGGAUCUCAGGCCUCCCUGCAGCGUGCAAGUAAGAAGGAGACCGCCCCUGUACAAACAAAUGUAGAUAGCACCUCAUCCCCGGCGUCUGCCAGUGCCUCGGCCAAAAACAGUCGAUCCGCCGAACAGACGACGGCCACGAACAAGUCAGCCGCGAACUCUAACGGGCAAGUACCAUCGUCGAAGGAUACCGGUGGUGGGGAUUUUGAACCCAGCCGUUUAUUGGAAGCUUCGAUGACGACUGACCAAGGUGGCGACGACUCGACUGACAACCUCAAUAACACGACCGGACCGGACAACAAUUCGACUAAUAAUGAACUGGAUAUCAAACCCCUGAUCACCUUGGACGAAGGCGGGGCGACGCCAACGGGGGCUAUUGUACCUGCCUCUGCUGCUGCCGCCGCUGCUUUAGCCGGAGCUGAUGCGUUGUCUUCCCUUUUCCCUCAAGGGGCGAGUACUGCCGCAGCUCUUGCAGGCACCUCGUUCCAAAAUAGCCCACCGAGUCACGGUACGUACUGCGCCGCGUCGCCAGCGAGUGUGUUCAGCAGACCGUCGCAGGUAGAGCCCCGAUGUUGGGCCCUGUACGCUGAACCUCUCGGGGUCGGUUGAGCGCCGCUUAAUGCCUGCUUGACUAUUCGUAAGUUGGUGAGACAGCUGACUUCCCUUGGUAAAGCGUUCUCUAUGCGUACGAUCUCGCGAAGUCUGCUGAACACUCGUCAUUGCACUAACUGCUAAACCUGCUCCACAAAUCCCUAUCCUUAAAUCUCUCUGAACUUCCUAUCCUAUCAACUACCGCUAUUAACUAUGGAAUUGCAUGCACUAACUGUAUGUGGUUUGCCCUUUGCGAAGCCCUAUUUAAAAAAACCCUUCACUUUACCGAUAUAACACCCUAUUUUGCGGGUGUUUAAUAACAAUCCUCACCUUGGCUGCGGUUGGAAACAACCAAUGCCUUUUUGGAACUGUUUUACCGUCGAAAGAGAAGAACACGAAGAUUAUUUCGAAGAGGAGGUACCACGAAAACCUUGGUAACAGACAUCCACGUUGGUGACGCAAACAUGAUAAAGAACACACAGAGUCGCCUCGCUUAACACACACAGGUAACAGACGAACAAGACAUUCUUUUUUGGUCAGGGCUAGUGACCGUAAACAGGCCAUUCAGCAAGCCCGUGGUAAGUUUUUGAGGGUAAGAGUAAUGGGCAAUGCUCAACGAACGGCGAAUAAGGACGCAAUGGAACAUCCAAGCAAUUACGGAAAAUAAAACUGAUGAAACUGAA
Varroa destructor (honeybee mite) is the source of this 1992-nucleotide messenger RNA. RefSeq lists its product as uncharacterized. Gene Ontology annotation, cellular component: nucleus. NCBI's taxonomy places the organism in Eukaryota, Metazoa, Arthropoda, Arachnida, Mesostigmata, Varroidae. The record is from RefSeq and is a predicted model, not a curated record. Gene Ontology annotation, molecular function: protein binding. Gene Ontology annotation, biological process: regulation of transcription by RNA polymerase II.